This is a messenger RNA of Fundulus heteroclitus (mummichog), 1879 nucleotides long. RefSeq names its product probable G-protein coupled receptor. The transcript has 2 exons. The record is from RefSeq and is a predicted model, not a curated record. The coding region runs from base 177 to 1457 and encodes 426 amino acids. NCBI's taxonomy places the organism in Eukaryota, Metazoa, Chordata, Actinopteri, Cyprinodontiformes, Fundulidae. Gene Ontology annotation, molecular function: G protein-coupled receptor activity. Gene Ontology annotation, biological process: G protein-coupled receptor signaling pathway. Gene Ontology annotation, cellular component: signaling receptor complex; plasma membrane; endosome.
CAGAACCACAACUGUUGGAAGUUUUCAGCUUUUCAAAAACAUUUCGGUGGACUAAGGACCGUUUUUAAAAUGAGUUAAGAAAUGUUGUAUUUGGAAUCCGAGAAAUCCCUUGGCCCGAUGACAAAGUAAUGGAAAAAACCGGAGCACAGACUUCUUCUUUGACACUUUUAUUAUGAAUGAUGGAGGAGUCAAGCACCGCUUUCACCUCUGAGUAUAACGACAGCACCUCAGCAUGGGCGCCUACGCCCUCUUCUCCCAGCGGACAGCUCGGCACACUUCCCAACCCGCAGACGCGGUUCAAAGACUUGACAGGGAUGCUUUUCAUGGUGACCCUGAACGUUCUCGCACUUCUGGCCAACACUGCUGUGAUGGUGGUUGUCAUCAAAGCUCCACAUCUCAGGAAAUUUGCCUUCGUGUGCCACCUGUGUGCGGUGGACCUGCUGUGCGCCAUCCUGCUCAUGCCUCUUGGCAUCGUGUCCAGCUCGCCGUACUUUGCCGGCGUCGUGUUCACUGUGCUGGAGUGCCAGGUCUAUGUCUUCCUCAAUGUGAUCCUCAUAGCUGCCUCCAUCUUCACCAUUACAGCUAUCAGCGUGGAACGAUAUUACUAUAUCGUCCAUCCCAUGCGCUACGAGGUCAAGAUGACCCUGAAGCUGACCUCGGCUGUGGUGGUGAUGGUGUGGGUGGCCUCGGCCAUUCUGGGCUUCUCCACCGUGUUUGGAUGGCCAUCUUAUGACCUGAGGUCCAUCAGUGCGGCCCACUGCUCAAUUCACUGGAGCCACCGGGACCACAGGCGUAUCUUCUCUGCGCUCUUCAGCAUCACCUGUUUCUGUCUGCCAGCUGUGGUCAUCUUCGCCGUCUACUGUAAUGUGUACAAGGUGGCCCGCGUGGCCGCGCGGCAGCACGGACCUCUGCCCUCGUGGACGAACGCCCAAGUCAAGCCCCGCUCCGACUCCAUAAACAGCCAGACGACCAUCAUUACAACACGCCUUGCCCCGCACAGGAUAACACGUAGGCGGCCUUUUAUCGGCAGUAAAGCUGCGCUCACCCUGGUGAUUAUUGUCGGUCAGUUUCUAAUCUGCUGGCUGCCUUACUUUGCCUUCCACCUCCAUCUGAUACUGAACUCAAAGCCUCACGCCCCUAAUGACUUGGAAGAAGUGGUGACCUGGCUGGCGUAUUCCUCUUUCGCCAUGAACCCUUUCUUCUACGGACUUCUAAAUAGGCAAAUCCGCGAGGAGCUGCUUAAGCUGAGGCGCUGCUACUCCGCAUACCCAACGGACCUGGCCUUUUCCAGCCAUGAGGGCUCAGGCCAUGACAACUUUUUGCAGUUCCUCCACAGGACCAGUUGCACAAUAGAGACACAUGCAAGCUUUGCAAUCCCCAGUCCCAGAACCCCUCUGGAUCAUACUGGGCCGACCGGUUUCAGGAUACCAGGCCAGAUUCCAGAAGAGUUGAAUUAGAUAUGCCUCACUGCUGUGAAACAAUGUUAAUGAUCCACUGGAUUGUAAAAUAAUGUAUGGCAACAUGAUUUAAUGACCUGCAGCAAUGAUUUACACAAAAAACGUAAAAACAAAACGUGUUGUGUCUUUUAAAACUUGAUACUGUACUAUUUCAUCUGCUCUGAAAAUCAUUGUAAAGGUAUUAAUGAUGCUUUUGCAAAUGAACUAUAUUUUUUAUAAGCUACUUAAAUAAUUUUGUGAUUUAAAGGCAAUUACUGGGUUUUGAUUAAAAAAAGGAGGGGGAUGUGUGUGUCACAUUUGGGAAAUCUGAAUCAGUCAGCAGGUUUACAUACAAAUCAAAUUUUACACAGGUAGGAUUCAGGAUUUGUUUAUUAAGCGAGGGCAAUUCUUCAUAUCAAAAAUAUUUUUAUAGACUAAAGAGA